Molecule: messenger RNA, 1401 nt
Organism: Babjeviella inositovora NRRL Y-12698
Lineage: Eukaryota; Fungi; Ascomycota; Pichiomycetes; Serinales
Gene: ENP1
Product: snoRNA-binding rRNA-processing protein
Exons: 1
Coding region: 1-1401 (466 amino acids)
Biological process (GO): rRNA processing
Cellular component (GO): cytoplasm; nucleolus; preribosome, small subunit precursor
Molecular function (GO): snoRNA binding
Source: RefSeq, a predicted model, not a curated record
AUGGGUAAAAUCUCUGUGAGCGACGGCAAAAACAAGCCCCACCAGGACUCCUUGUACAAGGAGUUGACCACAGACAGGGGCCACCUUAGAACCAAAACCUCGAAGAAGAAAGCGAAGCUCAACAGGAAAGACGAUGACGAGUUAAACCAGGGGUUCAUUGACGCCACGCAGUCGCGCAAGAUUCUCCAGUUGGCAAAGGAGCAGCAGGAGGAGGUGGAGGAAGAGGAGAACGACACCUCUGUCCAGCCAAAGCCCGCGUUUGGUGCCAGUUUCUUGGAGAGAGAAGAGUCUUCGGACGAGGAGGACUACGAAAACAUCUCCGAUUUCGGCGGUUCGGACGAUGAAUACGAAGUGGAUGAGGAAGAAGUUGAGAUCGACGAAAAGGACGCUGCCAUGUUCGAUUCCUACUUCCAGAAUAACCAGCAGUUUGACGGGCUCGGUGGUGCGUACAACUUGGCCGAUAAGAUCAUGGCCAAGAUCCAGGCAAAGGAGGCUGGCGCCAGCGCGCCAGCGCCAAUGGAAAGACCAACCGACCGGGUUUUAUUGCCGCCAAAGGUCAUUAGAGCAUACGAGACCGUCGGCCAGAUCUUGGCAUCGUGGACCCACGGAAAGUUGCCAAAGUUGUUCAAAGUUAUUCCGUCAUUGAACAACUGGCAGGACGUUUUGUUCGUGACCAAUCCCGACAAAUGGACCCCGCAUGUGUGCUAUGAGGCCACCAAGUUGUUUGUUUCCAACUUGCAGGCCCGUGAGGCCGAAAAGUUUAUCGAAACCGUUCUUUUGGAGCGAUUCAGAACCGACAUCGAGGAAAGCGAGACCCAUUCGUUGAACUACCACUUGUACCGUGCCGUUAAGAAGUCGUUGUAUAAGCCGGGUGCCUUCUUUAAGGGCUUUCUCUUUCCAUUGGUUGAGGGCGGCUGUUCCGUCAGAGAGGCCACCAUUGCCGGGUCUGUGCUCGCCAAGGUUUCCAUCCCAGCCUUGCAUUCGUCCGUUGCAUUGUCCUACUUGAUCAAGCAGGAGUUUUCCCCGGCUGGGACUGUUUUUAUUCGUAUUUUGUUGGAAAAGAAGUAUGCCUUGCCGUACCAGACUGUCGAUGACGUUGUUUUUUACUUCAUGAACUUCAGAAAGGCGGCCCAGAACAACACCUACGAUGAGAUGAUUAUGGAAGAGGAGGUUGAUGCCAAAACUAUGCCGUCGUUACCGGUUGUCUGGCACAAGGCCUUCCUUGCCUUUGCUCAGAGAUACAAGAACGAUAUCACGGAUGAUCAGAGAGAUUUCCUCUUGGAAACCGUGAGACAGAGAUUCCACAGGGACAUCGGCCCGGAGAUUAGAAGGGAGUUGCUUGCGGGUAAGCCGAGAUUGUCCGGCGGUGAGAAGGAGCCGGAGAUGGUGGACGCCUACUAA